AUGACCAACUAUGAUGAGUUUGUGAAGGAAUUCUUCUACUUUCCCGGAUUUCUUCAGGCUGACGACCAAGAUGAGGUCGCCGAAGAUGGAGGCGCGUACCGCAAUACGACAAAUUGGUGUCUAUUUGGUGAGAUCGUCGAUCAUCGCCCAUUCAAGGUUGGACAUACCGUUGCAGUUUUGAAUACCACUACCAAGAGAUUCUUGGAUGGGAGGGAGUUCGCGUGGAGAAGCUGGAAACUUGUCGGGUUAGCCUUUCCCAUGAGACUGGCAGACCUUUACCAGAUGAACACAGAGCUUGUCAAGUACACUGGAGGAAUUGACAAGCAAAAUGACACUCGGCCGUGUCAAGCCUGUGGCAAGGAAGCACAGGAGCGCAAGAAGUGUGGCGGCUGUGGUUACUACUACUACUGUGAUACCGCGUGUCAGAAGAAGGCCUGGGAGGGCAAGAACCACAAGAAGGAAUGCAAGGUCCUCAAGAAUCCCAACAUGAGAAUGCUGCUGAAUCUCAAAGCCACCACUCAAGCUCUCCGAUUCACAGAUUGA
Molecule: messenger RNA, 543 nt
Organism: Colletotrichum scovillei
Lineage: Eukaryota; Fungi; Ascomycota; Sordariomycetes; Glomerellales; Glomerellaceae
Exons: 4
Coding region: 1-543 (180 amino acids)
Source: RefSeq, a predicted model, not a curated record